Messenger RNA from Penaeus monodon (black tiger shrimp), 1290 nucleotides. Its product is annotated as oplophorus-luciferin 2-monooxygenase non-catalytic subunit-like. Gene Ontology annotation, molecular function: protein binding. Gene Ontology annotation, cellular component: extracellular matrix. Lineage: Eukaryota; Metazoa; Arthropoda; Malacostraca; Decapoda; Penaeidae. The record is from RefSeq and is a predicted model, not a curated record.
UUUAUACCGUUGUCACGCGACCCGCACGUGUGAAACAAGCAGAGGACACACACAUGAAGUAGGGGAGACAAGAUAACAAGACACACCUGGGAAAGAGCACAGCAGGCGAGGCUUUCAUAAACCCCGGCUCUCCCUCGCCCCAUGCACAACGCCUCAGCAUUUGCAACAAAGAUGUCCCGCGGCGUGGCUUGCGUAGCAGUGGUGGCGGUGGUGGCGGCGUGCCUGACGGGCGCCCUGGCGGUGUGUCCUUCAGGCAUCUCGCCAUGCACUUGCCGCGAGGAGACACAAGGGCGCAUCAUGGACUGCACCAAAGCGUCCUCCUCCGCCGAUCUGGUCAAAGUCUUCCAGACGGACAUGGGCGACUCUCGGUUCGACUACUUCCAAGUGGUGCCCCUCGACGGCCGCUCGAGCCUGGAGGCGCUCCCGGCCCACGUGUUCGGCGGGAAGACGUUCAUCUGGCUGUGGAUCGGCCAGACGGACAUCGCCUCCGUCGACCCCAACGCCUUUUCAGGGAUGGAGGAGACGCUGGUGGACAUCACCCUGGCCGACUCCAGCAAGCUGACGACCUUCCCCUUCGGCAGCGUGGACACCUACAAGAGCCUGUACAAGGUGUUCCUCUCCAACACUCAGAUCACCAAGAUGGACCCCGUCGCCCCCGCGCCCAACCUGGCCGAGGUGAGCGUCCCCGGCAGCCAGAUCGCCAGCGUCGCCCCCAGCGCGUUCGCCGACCUGCCCCGCCUCGCUCGGGUCGACCUCAGCAGGAACCCGCUGACGGCGCUCGAGGACAACUGGUUCGCGGCCGCCACGUCAGAGCCGUGGGUGCUCUACCUGGACAACUGUGACAUCGCUGACAUCUCCCCAGGGGCGUUCUCCGGCACGCUCCCUGCCGGCCUUUUCCUCAACGGCAACAAGAUGACGUCCAUUCCUGAGGCCACCUUCCGCCCCCUGCUGGAGAACAUGGCCUCAUCGACGGCACUCGUGCACUACGUCGACCUGAGCAAGAACCCGCUGGAGUGCGACUGCGCCGUGCAGUGGAUCGCCCAGGACGCCACGCUCUCGCCCUUCGUCAGGAAUGCCGUGUGCAGCAACGGCGAGGUCGCAGGGACGCCCAUCCAGGACCUCCCUGCUGACUUCUUCGGCGGGUGUUAAGAGAAAGGCAAGGGGAGGGCAGGGCGAGAGCCUUCGGGAAAGACGUCGACAAGAGAAGCCAAGAAAGGGAGACGCGUCCUGCUCCCCCUCCGCCGACUCCCAUUCCAAAUAUAAAGGAAGGAAUAAAUAAUCCACAAAGUU